UUUUUAACUAGGGGGCGCUGGUGGUGCAGGAGCGGUUGUGUAGAGCGGAGCAGAGAAAGUGCCGCAGUGUUUUUAUUUUAGAAAACAGGAGCUGCUCUGCUGAAGAUAAAGAGCUCCUCUUCUACGCGUUUACACUGAGAACUAAACUGGAGGAGAAAGGGAUGACCUUUUUUCACUGUCCUAUAGAAAUCUAAUCUAUGCACCCAAGUAUACCAAGCAAGUCACCAAGAGGAAUUUGGCGCACUGUCAAAUUAGAAUCAAAUGUUGUAGGGAUAUGGAAUCCAUAAAAUUCAUCACUCAAGAAGAAUCUUCUCCUCCUCAGGACAUAAACACUUCUCUGAGACUUGAACAAGAAAUUACAGGGAAAGUAAGAUCUUACCACUGUUCUGAGUGUGGAAGAACUUUUGGACAGAGUGGUACGCUCAGACGACACCAGCGCCUUCAUACAGGAGAGAAACCGUAUCUCUGUUCAGAGUGUGGGAAGAGUUUUCAUCAACAAAGCACUCUGCAAACACACCAGCGAACUCACACCGGAGAGAAACCUUAUCACUGCUCGGAGUGUGAGAAGAGUUUUUCUGAGAGUAGUUCCCUGAGGAAACAUCAACGUAUUCAUACGGGAGAGAAGCCGUAUCGGUGCUCAGAGUGUGGAAAGAGUUUUCAUCAACAGAAUCAUCUCCAAACCCACCAGUACAUUCACACUGGAGAAAAACCGUAUCAGUGCUCAGAGUGUGGAAAGAGCUUUAACCAACACCGUCAUCUCCUUCAACAUCAGUUCAUUCAUACAGGAGAGAGACCGUAUCCGUGCUCAGAGUGUGGAAAGAGUUUUGCUGAGAGUGGUUCCCUGAGGAAACACCAGCGCAUUCAUACUGGAGAGAAGCCGUAUCAGUGCUUAGAGUGUGGGAAGAGUUUUAACCGACAGCAUCAUCUCCAACAACACCAGCACAUUCAUACUGGGGAGAAACCGUAUCAUUGCUCAGACUGUGGGAAGAGCUUCACUAGACAGGGUCAUCUCCUUCAACACCAGCGCAUUCACACUGGAGCGUGGGAGGAGUUUUAAUCAAUAGAUUAUGCACCAAAGCCACUGGUACAUUCAUUCACAGAGGAAAUAUAAAAUAAUGCUGUUCAGUGUGAAAAGAGCCAAAGACCCUAGGGAGGUAAUUAUUUGAGGGUAAGAGUGGUAAAAUCAGAAACAUGAUGUUCAUGAUAACAAAUCUUUGAUAUCAAGUUGACCUUUUAUCCAACAUUUUUUUCUUAAAGGCAAAGAUGAAUGGAAAAUACAUAGGCUGUUCUGCCAUAUUAUUGUUGUAGCAAUACUUAAAAGUAUACUGCAGUAGACCAGCCAGCUAAAAACAUAUACAACCUUCCCACACCGUCCAUGUGCAGCCCAUGGAAAGCAACUGUAGCGACCUCACACUAACACGAUUCACUUGAGUAUCUUACCCAGGAAGUCUUUAAGGGAUUUUCCUAUGACAUCACUGUUGAUAUGCCCACUGAGCACACAAGCACACUUUUUUCAUUAAUUAAUUAUUUAUUAAUUCAUUUAAAUUAUACUGAAUUUUGUAAAACCUUGUUUAGAAAUAAUACAACUUUAUAAAAUCCCAAAACAUUCACGAAAGUAGAACAUACAUAAUCAAAACCUACAUAAGCAAAUGCAAAACGUAGGGAUGCACCGAUACCAAUUUUUUCCUUACCGAUACCGGCUUUUCUGGUAUCGGCCGAUACCUAUACCAACUGUUUUUUCCUGAAUAAGAUAUAAUAACCUGAUUGGCUGUUCCGCAGUUUCAGCCUGUUUUGAAAGAUCUGUUAGGAUGAUUGGCUGCAGUAGAUAAUUAUGGAGCUCCUGUUGUCGACUUAAAAUUAUUCAAUUGAACAUGUAAAAUAUGGUUGGGUUGGGUUGGGUAGUCGAGCUUAACGCCACAUCAGCUCGUCGGCUAUUUCGUGGCAGGAUAGGUACUGUUUAUUCACAAGGUUCUACGAUCUAAACCAUCGCAAGGCAGACAGACACAGACAGACACACAGACACAUUCACUCACACACUCACACCUAAGGGGCAAUUUCAAUCAAGUUCCAAUUAGCCUGAACGUGCCGUCUUUGGACAGUGGGAGGAAACCGGAGAACCCGGAGGAAACCCACGCAGACACGGGGAGAACGUGCAAACUCCACACAGAAAGACCCGGGUCGCCCCAGCCGGAAAUCAAACCCAGGCCGUCUUGCUGUGAGGCGGAAGUGCUACCCACCGCGCCACCGUGCCGCCCCCUGUAAAAUAUGGUAAAAAUCAGGAAAAUAUUUAGGCCCUUUUCCCAUUUUCCUAUUUUUUUUUUAAAACGCUAAUUAUGAUGAAAAUUUCUAAUAAAAAAAGCGUAUUUCACCCUUCGUGUUUGUUUCCUGAAAGGAAAUACAGCUAAACAUGUUAAAUAACUAAAAGCAGAUAUUUUAGGCUUUAAAAUGGCCUUUUACUCAGGCAAGUAUUGAUUAUUCAGAUUGUUAUUUAGGUAGCUGGCUCGUGUAUUCAGAUCUGUAUUGUGUAAACCAGGGGUUCUUAACCUUUUUGACCUCAGGGCCCAAUUUUUUUAACACGAAAUGUCCAGAGGCCCAGUCAGUUAUUACCGAUGUCCUGAUCAAAAUUAUAAUUAUUCUAAGUCUUAAUUUAAUUUUUUAAUUAAGUUUUGUACUUGCAUUGUAAUUAAAUUAAAUACACUUACAGUUUAAAAGUAAAAAUCCUGUCAAAUAAUCACAAGAAAUGAUUAUGACAAACAUAUUAUAUAUGAACUUUUCCAUGAAGAGUAUUUGAUCAAAUCCAACAGUCAGUCAACAGGCUUAUUAACACAAAAAUAACUUUUUUUUUUACAUUUUAACAGAAGUAGACAAAUUCAAUAAAUAAAAGUACUGCCAUAAAAUGAAUACAAUCAAAAUGUUCAUGUAAAUGUUUAAAAAACGUAAAAAUAAAUUUGAUAAAGUGUAAAAAAAAAUUAAUACAUUUAAAAUGUCUAAAAAAUAAACUGUAAAAACUAAUUUGAUAAUGUGCAAAUUAAAAUACAGCUGUAUAUGCAAAUAAUGUUUUGAACUUUUGAAAUAUUGAAUGGUAGAACCAGAAGCUGCUCCUCAUAUUAGUGACAAAGAAUAACAGUAACAUCAACAGCUUUUUGACUAUUUUGAAGUAAAAAUAAAUAAAUACACUCAAAAAAAUUUAAUAAAUUAUAAAAAUAAACUUCAUAAAAUGCAAAUGAAAAUAUAGCUGUAUCUGCAGUCUUUUGAACUUUUGAAAUGCUAAAUGGUAGAUCCAGAAGCUGAGUGAGUCAUCUGAGUGACGCACUAGUAGUGAGAAAGUGUAUUGCACCUUAUGAAAAAUCAACGUGGUGCAGCGGCCCUCACGGCCCAAAAGGUAAAAACUGUUGUUCUUUUGAGGCCCUCAAGGUGGCGCUCGCGGCCCACAAUUGGGUUAAGAAUCCCUGGUGUAAACUGAUAUAGGUGUUGUAAAGUUACUCCCAGGAGAUUGCUAUGCUGCUUCAUUUUGUCUGUACGUUCUGCCCACGCUGUUUACCCUGCUAUGUUUUACUCCCGCAUUCCAAACCCGGACAUGGUAUCGGCCAAUACCCAUUGUCGAUACCGAUACUGUGUGUAAGUGCAGGUAUCGGUAUCAGUAUUGGUGCAACCCUAACAGAAAGAGACAAAUAAAAUAAUAUAAAUAACACAUUAUUCUGCGGUAGGACAGGAGCACUAUAAAGGGAGGGAAAGGAGGAGUAGCAAAAGUUUCUGGAAACAGCCAGACUCUGGACUCUACUCGUCCACCUGCAUGGUGAGCUUGGGUCUAGGCUGAGAAACCAACACUUUUCUGUUUCUAACUUGUUUGAUUAAUAGUUAGUCAUUUAAUUAGUUUAAUAAAAAUUGGUAAUUCUUUUAUCUGUAUUUGCCAUUUUUUCUUGUAUUGUCAAAAAAAAAAAAAACAUUUGAGAUGUAUGAAUAAAUGUGCCAAACAUUA
Molecule: messenger RNA, 3979 nt
Organism: Astyanax mexicanus (Mexican tetra)
Lineage: Eukaryota; Metazoa; Chordata; Actinopteri; Characiformes; Acestrorhamphidae
Product: gastrula zinc finger protein XlCGF7.1-like
Exons: 2
Coding region: 275-1057 (260 amino acids)
Biological process (GO): regulation of transcription by RNA polymerase II
Molecular function (GO): DNA-binding transcription factor activity, RNA polymerase II-specific; RNA polymerase II cis-regulatory region sequence-specific DNA binding
Source: RefSeq, a predicted model, not a curated record